UUCAAUCAAAUAAAAUGUUAGUGUCACAGUAUUGGCACCAUUUCUGGAGACAAAAAGGAUCAAAUCUUUUAAAUAUUAGAUGCCUCACGUUCAGUAGAACCUUUUGUUGGCCAAAUGUUUAGCAGGUUUACAAGUUCCAAAAAGAUCCAGCAGUGCAACACAUGCUGAUUUAAUUAGGCUAUCGCUCAUCUUAUCUCCUCCUUACGGUGUUCUGACUUCUGACUAUAAAUACCUCCUCUGAUUCUUCUAUUCCAUCACCAGUUUGAGAUACCCCUCAUUAGAGAAAAAAAAACAAACAAUAAGAAAUGGAUUCUCUUUCUUCAAAACCCAAUCACGUUCGAUCAAUCAGUUUGCCCGGGAGAUCACACCCUACCACCCAGAGAGUUGAAGAGGAGCUCAACAAGCUCAAAUCAUUGGAAGUAUCAGCUGCACCAGCAGCUGUGAGCAAUGGUUUAAUCGGUUUAGAGAAAUUGUACAAGUGCAUAGAUGAUCUUCUCAACUUGCCUCAAAUACUUCAAGCCCUCUCUCAGAGUCUAAAUGCAAAAUGGCUUGACGAUUUAUUGGAUAAAUCAGUGAGGCUUCUUGAUCUUUGUGGCACAAUAAGGGAACUCGUCUCACAAUGUAAAGAAAAUGUAAGAGAUUUACAAUCAUCUCUUAGAAGGAGAAAAGGAGAUUCAACUACAGAUGACAGCGUUGAAAGAUUUACCUCUUUCUGCAAGAAGAUCAAGAGGGACGCCAAAAGAUCUGUCUCGACUUUGAAACAAAUGGAUCAAGAGACUGCAGUAUUGGUCUUGCUAGAUGCAGAUCAAGAUACAGUAGAUGUGAUUAGAGCACUAAAAGAAGCUAAUGCAGUAUGCCUUUCAACUUUCCAAAUGCUAUUAUCCUUCUUGUGUGUACCCCUUUUGAAGCCUAAGCCAUCAAAGUGGUCUUUGCUUUCAAGAUUGGUGCAAAAAGAAAGAAUAGCAUCUGAAUACCACGAAGAAAACAUGAGUUUGGAAACAAGGCUGGAAACUUUCGAGGCUUACCUUGACAGCUUUGAAGAUGGAUUGGAAGCAACAUUUAGGUGUCUCAUUAGAUCUAGAAGCUCGCUCCUCAAUAUUUCCUCCUCCUAAUCUGUCAGUUGUUAUUCCAAACACUGUAAAUUGUAUAUAAACAGUUUUGUAGUUAUGCUUAGAAAUACACAAAUCUCAAGUGAAUGAAUAUACACCAAUUUAAUAUCUCUUUCUAUGCGUGUACUUUCAUCAAUAGCCCAAAAUAUUCGUCAAAAUGGCUCUCUUAAAACUGGGGGUUUGAAAUAGAUAAAACUCAUAGCCCGUCAGUUACACACUUACGCCACAUAAUUGGUUUUGUUAAUCAAACCAAGGAAGCCUCUCGUGUAAAGUCAGAUGACGUGAAUAAUUGACCUGAAAAGUGAGAUUAAUUCAUAACAUGAAUUGCAGAAGAAUGAGGUCUGUGUGGAGGAAGCUUCACAAUAAGUGCUUGCUACACAGGCUUCUGGAGUUCUGCUAACAGUUCCUCUGCACAGUGCCCAAGGGUGUUAAUAAACUCCACCGGCCUCCCCAAGACCCUCUUGAUAUAAAAGAAACCUCCCGCUAUAAAGGAAGACCAAAACCUGGGUCCCUUGAUCAGCCUCCUUGAACCUGAACUCAUCAGUAAGAUACAUAUCACAAAUAAAUUAGAUAAUAUAGUU
Molecule: messenger RNA, 1690 nt
Organism: Solanum tuberosum (potato)
Lineage: Eukaryota; Viridiplantae; Streptophyta; Magnoliopsida; Solanales; Solanaceae
Exons: 1
Coding region: 306-1112 (268 amino acids)
Biological process (GO): shoot system development; root development
Source: RefSeq, a predicted model, not a curated record